GUAUACUGCUGCUUUUCCAAGAAAUUAAAAUAAACUGUUAAAACAAUAUGGCAGCCGAUUCACAGGCUAUGCUUUUAGAUCCUGCCAUUCGUGAUUGGGUACUGCUACCCAUUCUAUUGGUAAUGGUGCUAGUGGGUGUUCUGAGACAUCAUAUUACUAUGCUCAUCACUGGUCAACCAAAGACACCACAGCUUAAGGCUAUUCGUGAAUCAAAAGCACUGUUACGUGGUUUGCGAUUAAGAACUAGCGGCAAUAUGAUCCCCCAGCACGCCUUUACUGCUCGUAAAAUGUAUUUAGCUGAAGCCUUUGAAAAAGGCAAAUACCUAAAAAAUCCCAUCAAUGAUGAGCAGAAGAAGAAGAACAGUGAUAUACCCAACAUGCCGCCCAACCCUAUGUCAGAUCCUGAUAUGAUGGAGGGGAUGAUGGAAGGGAUGAAAAAGCAAAUGAUGAAUAUGGUGCCUCAAAUGGUCAUCAUGGGUUGGAUCAACUUCUUUUUCCAAGGAUUUGUAGUGAUCAAACUUCCUUUUCCUUUAACUCCUCGAUUCAAACAAAUGUUGCAAAGUGGCGUAGAUACACGUGAUAUGGAUGUUACGUGGGUCUCUUCUUUGUCAUGGUAUUUCCUCAACUUGUUUGGUUUGGGUAGUGUUUUUUCAUUAAUUUUAGGUGAUAAUAAUGCUGCCGGCAUGGAUAUGACAGCUGUGAGUGCAAUGCCUGGUAUGAUGCCCGGGAUGGCUGGCAUGGGCGGUACACCUGGUCAACCGACCGACUUUAACAAACUCUUCUUAGCUGAAAAAGAGAAUAUUCAAAUUACUCCUCACACUUGGGAUUUAGACAGUAUAGAAGAAAGAUUAUUAAUCAAAUACGGAAAAACUGUUAAAUCGUCAAAAAAGGGUAGCAGUAUUGCAACAUCGAAUACCUCUCAAAAGGGCAAAAAUGAUGAAGCAGAUAGACAACAAAAGAAUAGCAAUAAGAAAGGUGGCUCACCUUCUUCAAGCGGGAAAAAGAAGGAAUUGAGUGUCCGUGACAAAAUUAGAGCUGCUCAAAAGCAGCAAGCAAAUAGACGACGAUGAACGAGAAUAACCUUGAACUGUAUAUGUUAUUAAUUCACUUUGUAAUUCAACUUAGUACAAUCAAAUGAAAGAUGAAUAAAUAAAUUGUUUCUUUUCUCUAUUUGACCACAC
This is a messenger RNA of Mycotypha africana, 1181 nucleotides long. Its product is annotated as integral membrane protein DUF106-domain-containing protein. NCBI's taxonomy places the organism in Eukaryota, Fungi, Mucoromycota, Mucoromycetes, Mucorales, Mycotyphaceae. The transcript is spliced from 6 exons. Bases 48 to 1070 code for a protein of 340 amino acids. Gene Ontology annotation, cellular component: membrane; EMC complex. Gene Ontology annotation, biological process: protein folding in endoplasmic reticulum. The record is from RefSeq and is a predicted model, not a curated record.